AUGGCGGAGGCUCCCACCCAAACCCAACAACCUCGUCCGGUCUUCUACGUUGUUUUUCACCUUGGCGUCGGUGGAGCGGACGCUGGCAGUAAACCCGGGCCGGCGCCUGCGCCAAAAGCUUCCAUAGAAGCAAUGCCAAGGAUAAAAGUGAAAGAGAGUGGUAGCGAUUGUAUUAUUUGUUUGGAAGAGUUUGAAAUUGAUGAGGAAGCCAGGGAGAUGCCAUGCAAGCACGUGUUUCAUUCGGGUUGUAUUGAGAAGUGGUUGCAAAUCCAUGGAACGUGCCCGGUUUGUCGGUUUCUGAUGCCUACAGAGACAGUCGAAACCGGAGGCGGCGACAGUGAUCGGAGAAAUUUGGAAGAUGUGGAGAUUAAUGGUUUGGAGAUUUUACAUUCAUUUUUGGCUUUUGCUAGCCUGGCAAGCUUGAUGGGUGUGGCCGGUUCACAUCAACCUGAUUCGGGUCGUGUUGAUGAUGAUACGUCUUCCAAUCAAAACGCUGAUUGCAACUGA
Molecule: messenger RNA, 507 nt
Organism: Hibiscus syriacus
Lineage: Eukaryota; Viridiplantae; Streptophyta; Magnoliopsida; Malvales; Malvaceae
Product: E3 ubiquitin-protein ligase RZF1-like
Exons: 1
Coding region: 1-507 (168 amino acids)
Biological process (GO): protein ubiquitination
Cellular component (GO): cytoplasm
Molecular function (GO): ubiquitin protein ligase activity; zinc ion binding
Source: RefSeq, a predicted model, not a curated record